CUAUGUAUAUUACUAGUAUUUGCCAUUUCAAUAGAAAAAGACAGAACUAAUUGGAGUUAUAAAGACUAUCAUCAACCCAUCUGGCAUUAAUGGUCUCUCUCUGCUAAAUCUCUCACAUCAUCAAGUUUGGUGUAAGAGAGUGACGACUCUUUGAUUGCUUCGCCACAUCUUCCUCACUUCCUCAAAGUCAUCUCUCUUUCUCUGUCCAUAACUUUUUAAAUGGAUGUAUAAAAACCUUAUAGUACUGUAUUUUUAUAAGAGUUUGAAUAUAUAAGAUCUCUCUGUUUUAUUUUCUUUCAUUUAUUUAUCUCGAGGAGAAUGAGAUCUCAAGGAGUGGAAGAUAACAAAGGUUGGCUAGGACCAGCCACGCCGGAGAUUUCUAACGGAAAUGGGAAUACCGGUUUUGAGUUUCAGAAAGGUGCAAACCGGACGCCAAACCACCACCGGUCCACCAUUGGAAAACCAGCACCGUCAAAAUGGGACGACGCUCAGAAAUGGCUCUCCGGCGUUGGUUUAGCUCGCGGCGGCGGAGAGAAGAACCACCACAGCUCGAGGAACUGUAAACCGAGAAACUCGAACGCCGAUGAUCUCAGACUCAUAGCUUCAGCUUCUCAGAGAGAACGCGAAGGAGAGGAUCAGUACGUUGAGUACGACGAAGAAGACGGAGCGGCGGGAAGGCCGGAGGUGGAGACUAAGAACGUGGACUGCGGAGAGCCAGCAGGUGGUUCGGUUUGGAGGAAAGAGAGUAUUAUUAAUCCGACGGCUGUGAUUCGAUCGGUUUGUGUGAGGGACAUGGGGACUGAGAUGACUCCGAUCGGUAGCCAAGAGCCUUCUAGAACGGGUACGCCGGUUCGAGCCACGACGCCGGUUGGGAGAAGCCCUGUGACGUCACCGGUGAGAGCUUCUCACGGCGUCGAGGCGGUGAGGACAGAGACAGUGGUGACGGAGGGUAGAAGCGUAGCGAGUGAUAAUAAUGAGAAGAUUAGUUUUGGAGAUAAUAAUAAUGAUAAUAAGGGGAUGAAUGCUAUGGAAGCUCGAGCCAUGGCUUGGGAUGAGGCAGAACGCGCUAAGUUCAUGGCUAGGUAUAAGAGAGAGGAAGUGAAGAUACAAGCUUGGGAGAAUCACGAGAGGAGAAAGGCUGAGAUGGAGAUGAAAAAAAUGGAGGUGAAGGCGGAGAGGAUGAAAGCUAGGGCGGAGGAGAAGUUAGCGAACAAGCUGGCCGCGACAAAGAGGAUAGCAGAGGAAAGGAGGGCUAACGCGGAGGCGAAGCUGAACGAGAAGGCGGUGAGGACAUCGGAGAGGGCUGAUUAUAUAAGGAGAAGUGGCCACUUGCCUUCUUCUUUCUCCUUUAAAAUUCCCUCUUUCUCUCUAUGUUGGUAGCCACUAGUUUGUGUUUACUUAUUGAUCUCAUUAUUGCCUUUAGAAUGUAACCGUGUAUGGAUUUAGUGAUGCAAUAACUAACGGCUUUGUCUGGGGAAGUAGAUAUAAUAGAAGAGAAAGUUUGGAGAGA
Molecule: messenger RNA, 1510 nt
Organism: Brassica oleracea var. oleracea
Lineage: Eukaryota; Viridiplantae; Streptophyta; Magnoliopsida; Brassicales; Brassicaceae
Exons: 3
Coding region: 319-1380 (353 amino acids)
Source: RefSeq, a predicted model, not a curated record